This is a messenger RNA of Calliphora vicina (urban bluebottle blowfly), 1346 nucleotides long. It is a transcript of the gene Gdap1, whose product is annotated as ganglioside induced differentiation associated protein 1. NCBI's taxonomy places the organism in Eukaryota, Metazoa, Arthropoda, Insecta, Diptera, Calliphoridae. The transcript is spliced from 4 exons. Gene Ontology annotation, biological process: mitochondrial fusion; mitochondrial fission. Bases 291 to 1289 code for a protein of 332 amino acids. Gene Ontology annotation, cellular component: mitochondrial outer membrane. The record is from RefSeq and is a predicted model, not a curated record.
AUUUAUUUUCGUAUUGCCAAUAAAGCUCCCUCCGAGUGUGCGUUAGUUACUUAGUUAGUAGAAGCAUGUGAUGAAACUUUUUUAACGAACAUUGAAAAAAUCUUAAUACUUUUAUCGUGAGCAGAAGAGAGUAGUAACUACAUAGUAAAAAUAAAAAUUAUAUACGUUUUCCGAUUAGUACGAACUUUAAAGUUAUAACUGCAUAAAACAGUCAGAAAGCAGUUUAUUAAGGAAAUAUACCGACCGAUUCCGCUGAUUGCGUGUGUGUAGUAAACGGAAAAACUAAAGAAAUGAGUGAAAAUAUUCCACAUUUAAAUCAUACACCACCACCAAUAUCAUCACUAAAGGAUUUUCAACCGCCCAGCUUUAAAGAGGAUGAACUAGUUUUAUAUUAUCAUCCGUAUAAUUUCUAUUCACAAAAAAUUAUUUUACUUUUAUAUGAGAAAAAUAUUGAAUUCACACCAUAUGUUGUGGAUUUGUUAAAUGGCGAGCAAUACUCAAGCUGGUUUUUAAACUUAAAUCCUAAAGCCGAUGUACCCGUUUUACAAGAUGGUUCAUUCAUUGUGCCAGAUUCUGUUCAUAUAAUUAAUUAUAUAGAACAUAAAUUUCGAGGAGGCGAUUACAAGUCAUUCAAACCGAAUAAUAAUAAUUCGUUGGAAUAUGAGAAAAUGCAGUUGUUUGAUCAAAUCUUAGGUCAUUUACCAAUAGGAGCAUUAAGUUUGGGCUCAUUUAUACAUGAUGACUUAAAAUUAGUUCCAAAACCACCAUUUAUUGGACCCAUAAGAAAAACAUGCUUGAAAAAUAAUGAAAAAGUUUAUGGCUUAUUAAAAGAAUCUAUUGAUAAAGUGGAAGAUCAUAAAUCUGCUUUGCUAAAUAAAUUAGAUUUGCAAGAACGCAGAAAACGUAUUGUAUAUUCACGUUUAGAAUACCAAAAAAUAUUGGAUGCCGUACAUAACGUUUUGCGUUUUAUCGAAGACGAUAUGGUGGCUCAUCCAGCAAGGGAAUGGUUAAUAUCCAAUGAUUUUUGCAUGGCAGAUAUAUGUUUCGGCUUGUUGUUAUUGCGUUUAUAUCAGUUGGGUUUCGAAAAUUACUAUUGGUCGUAUGGAAAAAUGCCUCAAGUUGAAAGUUAUUUUUUACGUUUCAAAAAACGUCCUUCUUAUGAUAAACUCAUGCCAACAAAUUUUGAGAUACUGAAAGAUAUGUGGCAAAUGACACCAUCCAAUUAUAUAAUUGGAGCCGGGGCCGGUGUUUUAGGUAUGGCAGUAUUUGCCGCCAUUGCUCAUAAAUAAUACCAUUUAAAUAAUAAAUAAAAACACACAAUUAAUAUGUUAAUAAUGAAAACAAAA